AAAACGUUAAGCUCUUGGUUAACGAUCAAUUGACGGAAGGUCCGCAAUUGCAGAUGCACCUGCAAUCGAUGGAUUGACGCCAGAGCAACUUUUAUUAAUUAGAGUUAUCUCGUUUUAUCUUUUUUUAAUAAUAGCCACCCCUCUCCACUCAACCUUAUACUCAACCUUACAACUUCCCUUAUCAAUCUUUCGAAUAGUGAAAUGAUGUUGUCUUCGUCGCGAAGAGCGGCCACCUUGGCUCUGAGAGCGAAGCCGACUCCUCGUAUCGUUCCUCUCCAGUCUCUAGCUGCUAUCUCGACCACCUCUAAGAAAGAUGCGACCUCCGUAACGCCUCACGGCUCUACAAGCCUCGCAGACCGCCCGCGUAGGGAAAUCCCUCUCCCCAGCCAAGAGCCCACGAAGGGCGUCAUCCAAUACACCCUGACCACACUCGACCAGAUCGCCAACUGGGCGCGGCAAUCGUCCUUCUGGCCGAUGACGUUCGGGCUGGCGUGCUGCGCCGUCGAGAUGAUGCACGUGUCGACGCCGCGGUACGAUCAGGACCGUCUGGGGAUCAUCUUCCGAGCGUCGCCGCGACAGUCGGACAUCAUGAUCGUGGCGGGCACGCUGACGAACAAGAUGGCGCCGGCGCUGCGCCAGGUGUACGACCAGAUGCCCGAGCCGCGCUGGGUCGUGAGCAUGGGCAGCUGCGCCAACGGCGGCGGCUACUACCACUACAGCUACAGCGUCGUCCGCGGCUGCGACCGCGUCGUCCCCGUCGACGUCUACGUCCCCGGCUGCCCCCCUACCAGCGAGGCCCUCAUGUACGGCAUCUUCCAGCUCCAGCGGAAGAUGAGGAAGACCAAGAUCACGAGGAUGUGGUACAGGAAGUAGACACGGGAGAGGAUGGUAAUAAGCGAUUGGAGAAGGGGCAAGAAGGGCAAAGAAAGAUACAGUAGAUGCUCAAGAGGGAGGGGGAUUUUCCGACGGCGCGGCGAUAUACCACUGCAUCUUCUCUCUCUCUCUCUCUCUCUCUCUCUCUUUGUUCGAGGAGUGACGGGACGUAUUGUACAUAUGAUACCGCGGGCUAUAUACAUUCGCAUGGUUUACGUACUGGGAAGUAUUUACGUCCAACUUCUUUUUUUUU
This is a messenger RNA of Daldinia caldariorum, 1126 nucleotides long. RefSeq names its product mitochondrial NADH-ubiquinone oxidoreductase 20 kd subunit. Bases 202 to 873 code for a protein of 223 amino acids. Gene Ontology annotation, biological process: electron transport coupled proton transport; aerobic respiration; mitochondrial respiratory chain complex I assembly. Gene Ontology annotation, molecular function: NADH dehydrogenase (ubiquinone) activity; quinone binding; 4 iron, 4 sulfur cluster binding. The transcript has 3 exons. The record is from RefSeq and is a predicted model, not a curated record. Lineage: Eukaryota; Fungi; Ascomycota; Sordariomycetes; Xylariales; Hypoxylaceae.